AUGAAGAAAUUCACUACCGUGUUAUCUGCUUCUGGAUAUAAAAGCCCUUCUGGGUCGGCGUCUGGCACUCGCCUUCUCACGCCGACUGCAAUAUGUGCAGGACAGUAUUUGUGCUGGUUUGCGCUGCCCUUCUUUUGGCAUUCGCGGGAGCCAAUCCUGUACCCGAACCUGGAUUUGGUGGGCACGGAUUCGGACACGGAGGUUUCGGACAUGGAGGAUUCGGACACCGCGGGUUUGGAGGUUUCGGACACGGUGGAUUCGGAGGUUUCGGACACGGUGGUUAUGGUCGCUGAAACAGAGCCAUAACCUUCGGGUUGGACAGAGCCAUGGAAAAUGACAAAGAAUAAAUACA
Molecule: messenger RNA, 352 nt
Organism: Penaeus vannamei (Pacific white shrimp)
Lineage: Eukaryota; Metazoa; Arthropoda; Malacostraca; Decapoda; Penaeidae
Source: RefSeq, a predicted model, not a curated record